AUGGAGGCGCGCGGGGAGCUGGGCCCGGCCCGGGAGUCGGCGGGAGGCGACCUGCUGCUAGCGCUGCUGGCGCGGAGGGCGGACCUGCGCCGAGAGAUCCCGCUGUGCGCUGGCUGUGACCAGCACAUCCUGGACCGCUUCAUCCUCAAGGCUCUGGACCGCCACUGGCAUAGCAAGUGCCUCAAGUGCAGCGACUGCCACACGCCACUGGCCGAGCGCUGCUUCAGCCGAGGGGAGAGCGUUUACUGCAAGGACGACUUUUUCAAGCGCUUCGGGACCAAGUGCGCCGCGUGCCAGCUGGGCAUCCCGCCCACGCAGGUGGUGCGCCGCGCCCAGGACUUCGUGUACCACCUGCACUGCUUUGCCUGCGUCGUGUGCAAGCGGCAGCUGGCCACGGGCGACGAGUUCUACCUCAUGGAGGACAGCCGGCUCGUGUGCAAGGCGGACUACGAAACCGCCAAGCAGCGAGAGGCCGAGGCCACGGCCAAGCGGCCGCGCACGACCAUCACGGCCAAGCAGCUGGAGACGCUGAAGAGCGCCUACAACACUUCGCCCAAGCCGGCGCGCCACGUGCGCGAGCAGCUCUCGUCCGAGACCGGCCUGGACAUGCGCGUGGUGCAGGUUUGGUUCCAGAACCGCCGGGCCAAGGAGAAGAGGCUGAAGAAGGACGCCGGCCGGCAGCGCUGGGGGCAGUAUUUCCGCAACAUGAAGCGCUCCCGCGGCGGCUCCAAGUCGGACAAGGACAGCGUUCAGGAGGGGCAGGACAGCGACGCCGAGGUCUCCUUCCCCGAUGAGCCUUCCUUGGCGGAAAUGGGCCCGGCCAAUGGCCUCUACGGGAGCUUGGGGGAACCCACUCAGGCCUUGGGCCGGCCGUCGGGAGCCCUGGGCAACUUCUCCCUGGAGCAUGGAGGCCUGGCAGGCCCAGAGCAGUACCGAGAUCUGCGUCCUGGCAGCCCCUACGGUGUCCCCCCAUCCCCCGCCGCCCCGCAGAGCCUCCCUGGCCCCCAGCCCCUCCUCUCCAGCCUGGUGUACCCAGACACCAGCUUGGGUCUUGUGCCCCCGGGAGCCCCCGGCGGGCCCCCACCCAUGAGGGUGCUGGCAGGGAACGGACCCAGUUCUGACCUAUCCACGGGGAGCAGCGGGGGUUACCCCGACUUCCCUGCCAGCCCCGCCUCCUGGCUGGAUGAGGUGGACCAUGCUCAGUUCUGACCCAGGCCCGGCUCCACCCUGCACCGGACACGAGGGAGCUGCCCCUGAGUGGGUGGCUCGGGGCUGCUGGAGUUUCCGAGGAAGUGGGGCCAGGGUGUCAAGGGAGGGCUGGUGCCUUCGGAGCCUCCCACUGCCGACCGCACAGCUCCCUCCCUGGGGGCUGAGGGAUCCACCUGGCCCCUUCUCUGACACAGGGCUGGCCCGCCAGGUGGCCUCCCAGCAAGCCGGCCUUUUUUGUAAGCAAAUUUCUCCCCUUUAUUGACCAAUUAACUGAGCACUUGCUGCUAUUUCUAGACAUAAAAUGUCACCUUGCUGAGGCGCAGCCCAGCCCAGCAUAGCCUGAGGGCUGGA
Molecule: messenger RNA, 1560 nt
Organism: Pongo pygmaeus (Bornean orangutan)
Lineage: Eukaryota; Metazoa; Chordata; Mammalia; Primates; Hominidae
Gene: LHX3
Product: LIM homeobox 3
Exons: 6
Coding region: 1-1209 (402 amino acids)
Biological process (GO): regulation of transcription by RNA polymerase II; neuron differentiation
Cellular component (GO): nucleus
Molecular function (GO): RNA polymerase II transcription regulatory region sequence-specific DNA binding; DNA-binding transcription factor activity, RNA polymerase II-specific; zinc ion binding
Source: RefSeq, a predicted model, not a curated record